Diorhabda sublineata is the source of this 604-nucleotide messenger RNA. RefSeq names its product ribonuclease kappa-B-like. Gene Ontology annotation, molecular function: RNA endonuclease activity. The coding region runs from base 71 to 361 and encodes 96 amino acids. NCBI's taxonomy places the organism in Eukaryota, Metazoa, Arthropoda, Insecta, Coleoptera, Chrysomelidae. The transcript is spliced from 3 exons. The record is from RefSeq and is a predicted model, not a curated record.
ACACAAAUUAUAAACCUUAUAGUUUAUCACAUGACAUUUAAGGUGUAAUAGAUUACUACUAAUUGUAAUAAUGCCUUGCUGUGGCCCAAAAUUAUCCCUUUGCGGAAUUAUUUUAAGUACAUGGGGUGUUAUCCAGCUGGGGUUGAUGGGCGUUUUCUAUAUAACAGGGUCUGUGGCUUUAGCAGAAGAUAUUCCAGCAGUCGAAUUUAGCGGUAAUUUAACAGAGUUUUACAAUGAAGUCGAUAAUGGUUUUAAACAAAACGCUUAUAAUUGCUGGAUAGCUGCCUUACUAUACUUAAUCCUCCUAAUCAUCUCAGCCCAACAGUUCUGGGCUAACAGCAGAUCUUCACUAAAUGUCUGAAUAAGUGAAAUAAUACUAUUUAAUGUUUGUACAUAUUUGUUUACAUUCCUUCUUUUUCAGUUGUAAUGAUUGUUAAGAUCAACUUAUGUAUAGUUUUAGCCCAAAUUGUAGAAUUAUACUUAUAGAAUGUGUUUCUUUUAUUAACAGAAUUCAUAAAAAUGUGCAUCUGUAAUGCAGAACACUAUUCAACCUCUUUAUUGUAUUUAAAAAUUGUAUAAAAUCAAAUUAAAUAAUUUUACUGUU